CUGGCACAAAGUCUGUUCGCAUCCGAUGAUCAGAACCACUAUGGAGGAGGUCCUGCAGGAGCUCCUGGUAACUACAAGUACAACACGAGGAACGCAGCUCAGUUAUGUUGGUCAGCUUUUAUCUAUCCCUCUCAGCAUCUUGCUGCCUUAUGCCCUGCAUUCCCAUGAAAUACAAGGGCAAGGAGGUACAGAUGUUUGAAGGUGCCGAGAUGAGUAAGAUCUGACUCUAAGUAACAAGCGCACAGCCAAGCGAGACAAGGAACGAACUAGGGAUGCAAUCCAGCAUGCACCAGAGGUCGCUGAAUAUUACAAGGGCAAGAAAGCAAAACUCUCUAGUGUCAAGGACUUGUGGGCGCUUGAUAUUGCUCAUCGUGUUUUGCUCAUUCAAUUCUUCAUUGACGAGCGCGUAAACGAAGUGGUUUCCCAAUUGGUGGAUCGAGAACGGGAAUUUUCGCAAUUGAAGGAGGACAAGAAACGGAUUCAAGAAGAGCAGCGAGCAGCAGUCUUUAAAAGCAAC
Amoebophrya sp. A25 is the source of this 517-nucleotide messenger RNA. The record is from the annotation of a GenBank genome assembly. NCBI's taxonomy places the organism in Eukaryota, Dinophyceae, Syndiniales, Amoebophryaceae.